Papaver somniferum (opium poppy) is the source of this 949-nucleotide messenger RNA. Its product is annotated as protein PLANT CADMIUM RESISTANCE 2-like. Bases 34 to 693 code for a protein of 219 amino acids. The transcript has 4 exons. The record is from RefSeq and is a predicted model, not a curated record. Lineage: Eukaryota; Viridiplantae; Streptophyta; Magnoliopsida; Ranunculales; Papaveraceae.
CCUCUUUUUGCUGCAGUUAACAAAAAGAAAAAAAUGUACUCUCAAAGUGAUUUUAAUGGGAUUGAGAAGGGAUCACCACCAACACCCUUUCCAAAACCCUCGGCACCACCGCAACCAUCGUCAUCAACUUCUACCAUAGCAACAGGUAUUCCAGUAGUACUGGAUAAUCCUUCAGCAAAUAACCAUUUUUCGAACUACGCUUCUGCUGGUAAUGAUAAUGGUGGCAAUAUUGCUUCAACACUUGAUCAGUCUCAACAUCAACAACUUCAACCUCCGGUCCCUUGGUCCUCCGGUCUAUGUGAUUGUUUCGACGACUGUCAUACUUGUUGCUUAACAUUUUGGUGCCCAUGCGUUACAUUCGGUCGGAUUGCUGAGAUAGUUGACAGGGGUUCUACCUGUAAGUCAUGCGGAGUAAGCGGAGCAUUGUACAUGAUGAUAAUGUGUGUGACUGGGUGUUCAUGUUUGUAUUCGUGUUUUUAUCGUUCGAAACUGAGAGGGCAAUAUUUCUUGAAGGAGAGUCCAUGCACAGAUUGUUUUGUUCAUUGUUGCUGUGAAGAAUGUUCUUUAUGUCAAGAGUAUAGAGAACUCAAGAAACAUGGGUUUGACAUGUCUAUUGGCUGGCACGGGAACGUCCAAAGACAGAAGCGUUUGUCGACAAUGGCUCCAAUUGUUGAGGGUGGGAUGAAUAGGUAGCUUUCUUUUAUAUGUUGGCAAUGGCUUCAGUCAAGUGGCUGAGGGAUCAAUGAAUCAGCAGUAUGCUGUUAUAGGAUUCAAAGUUGUUUUUAUAUUCUAAAAAUGUUUUAUCAUACUUGUAUCGAGUUCUUAGAGUUUGUUUUGGUUACGUAUUUACGUAUACAUUUGGCUUAUAAGGGCCAAUUUUGGGUCAGAUGUUAAUGUUACUUUUAGACCUUGUUUAUUUACGGAUGACUCAGCUUCUGGAUCUGAGUCA